Soboliphyme baturini is the source of this 435-nucleotide messenger RNA. Lineage: Eukaryota; Metazoa; Nematoda; Enoplea; Dioctophymatida; Soboliphymatidae. The record is from the annotation of a GenBank genome assembly.
UUGUUAGGGGACUGGUUCGAGGAACCUUCCAGCGGUGGUUCGGACGUGCGUCUUAAACUUGCUUUUGAGGCAGGCACCAGUUUUCGGCGAACGCAGUUGUUCACGCCGUUCAGGUUUGCGUCGACACCUAAUUUAAGUGAUUUUCAGGUUAAUGUUAAUUUCAAGGCCGUCGUUGACUCGCACGCCCAGAACACGGUAAAUGCGAUCAACGCGGCGUUCGACACGUUCCUCGUCCUACGUCGGUGCCAGCACCAGUUGGCACAUUUGUCCUUCUGCGACCUGAUGAACGAUCUUGUGUGCAUGGUCAAGACCGUAUGUGAAUUCUGGAAUACGGACAACGCCUACUGUGAAUCAGAUAUCGUGUCGCUAACCGAAGCUUUUCGAAAGUGCAGUUCGACUAUCAGUAAGCUGGUGCAGACGCAGUCGAUGAGCUAA